Diachasmimorpha longicaudata is the source of this 4185-nucleotide messenger RNA. RefSeq names its product TP53-binding protein 1-like. Bases 208 to 3633 code for a protein of 1141 amino acids. The record is from RefSeq and is a predicted model, not a curated record. Gene Ontology annotation, biological process: DNA damage checkpoint signaling; positive regulation of transcription by RNA polymerase II. The transcript has 3 exons. Lineage: Eukaryota; Metazoa; Arthropoda; Insecta; Hymenoptera; Braconidae. Gene Ontology annotation, molecular function: histone binding. Gene Ontology annotation, cellular component: nucleus.
AGCCCGUGAGCAAAUGCACACACACCGGGUAGCAGAAAACGCGUAGCCAACUUCGCGCGUUCUUUCGCAAAAAAAAAAGCCUCGUCUUGUUAUCGGAGGUAAUUUCGGUAAAUUAAUAAUUCCCCAUAACUUGAUGAAUUCAGCAAUAAAUUAUCGAAGUAACGAGUCUGACAUAUUCGCGCAUCGUAUUCGCGUGGCCCCGAGAUAAUGUCGGAAUUAUCCAUGGACCGUGUAAUCCCAGAGACGCAAAAGGACGAUUCUCCAACGACAAAUGAUCACGACAAUACCCAACAUAAAUCGCCACUGAAUGAGAGCCAGGAUUUUCAUCUAAUCGCUGAGGUGGAAACACAGGAGGAAAAAAUCACUGGGGACAAUGUUGGUGACAAGGGUGAUGGUAAUGUCGAGUUGAGCCAGCACGAGACCGAUGGAGAUGAUCAGGAUGAAGCGCGGGAUAACGAUAAGGGGGACAAGUCUGUUGUCGAGCCGGAGUGUUCACCCAGGGAUAACGAUCAGGAACAACAGGAUGAGGAUGUUGUUCAGUGCACACCGACUGAGGAGAUACUCACACCCAAGAGGAGACAGCUGAGUGCUGGGGGACAGAAGAGAAAGGCUGAGGAGGAGGUGGAUCUGGCGAUCAAGUUCCAGAGGACAUCCUCCAGGGAGGAUGCCUUGACCUCUGUCAGGAAGAAACUCGAUGAGAUCGAAGAGUCUGAAGACCCCGAGACGCCCACAGAGGUGUCCCCCAACGCUUCAGCAUCAGCUGCAAGUCAGCUUCCCCCAGAGGCUGCCCUCCCACACCCCCAGGACCCUCUAGAAGCCCCACAAGUCCCUGAGGUCCCUGAGAAAGAGUCCAUGGACGUCGACCCCACGCCCGUCACUCCAGCGGUCCCCGCAACCUCACCGUCCCCCAUUCCAUCAGAAACCCUACCCUCAUCGUCCCCGAAAGCACAAGAGCAGAGCCUCCCAAAGCCAGAAACCUCCAAAAAAUCUCGAAUGAGCAUCGAAGUGAUUUUCGACAAAGCUCUAGCUCCUCCCCCACCCCCAAAAGAACUCGUGGAGAUCGACGAGGACGGUGAGAAGAUAGUCCUGGAUGCCUCCCAGGAGGACGCAAUCCCGCUCGACCCCUCCUACAAGACCUGCGAGAGUAAAUCAGCAACAGACAGUUAUAAAUCAGCGACAAGUGUAAAACCGAGUGAUGGCAGUGAAAGCCAAUUGACAAAUGGAAAUGACCGAAAAUCCCAAGAUCCAGACCUCACCCUGAGUCCAUCACCAUCGACAAUGGAGUCCUCAGGGGCCCCAAAAACCCCCAGCAAGCCCCCUGAGCUCCUCAACCUAGUCAGUGACAGCGAGGGGGAUUCAUUCAUGAACGAGGACAAACCAAAAUCCAAGAUCAUUCCAGUCGAGAGGGAGCUGAAUGUCCUCGUGAAAGUUAAGUUUCUCCUCCAGGUGAACGAGUCCACAAAGGAGAUAUCAGGAAAGGAAUUCCUGUCCGUUGAUUUUGAGCAAUUUUCCGAUCUUCAUUUAUCGAGAAGAAGAAACAGUGAUGUAUCAGCCCUUGCUGAUGUGUCUGAUAACAAAGAUCCAACAUCACCAGGCUCAGUCACCAGUAAUCCCCAGCCAUACAUCCUGGGAGCAUCCAGAUUUUCAUUGAUGUCGUCAGCAAGUACGUCCAGCUCGUCGUCCAGUGGUUCAUCAAAAAUUGGAAAAGAUCCCCCUCAUUUUUCCCUCCCUCGGGGAAUCCCCAAACAUGCCAAGAGACUUUUGGAUAGUGUCGAUGAGGCAACGGAGAAGCUGAAGAAAGAGUGGAAGAAUGCCAGUCUUUUGACAUCUGGUAUCCUCGGCUUUGUCAAUGCCGAGGCAAUAGCCUGUGAUCUACAUAAUGGUACCAGCGAGGAUAGCCUGGAAAGACUGACAGCCUCGACCCCUGAGACAGUUGUUGUUGCAACUCCCAAGGGCAGCAAGAAGGGAAGACUUCCAAAACGUUCACGACAAAAUUCACGAUCCUCGAGGACUAAUGGCUUGUCAAAGCUCUCGCCAACAGUUCUCUCUACCAUUGACUCCAAGAGUGAUACAGAGGGAAAUGAAUCAAUUAUUUCCGAAGUAUCAACUCCAUCGAGACAGAGUGGAAGAUCUCUUUCCAUCUUGAGGAAUCAGACGCCUGUGUACGAUCCCAGCGAUGCACUAGUGGGGAAAGAAUGCUUUGCCAAGUGGUCGGAUAAUAAUUACUAUCCUGGCAAGGUCAUCAGCAAGUCCAAGGGAAAAUUCAAGGUGAAUUUUCUGGAUGGAAAGAACAAGAUGCUGAUCGAGGAAUUUGUCAUUCCCAUUCUCAGGAGUCUCGAUGAAGGUCUUUCCGUUUAUGCUAUGACACCUGAGGAUUAUGGAUCUUGUGGCAUUAUUGUUGCUGUUGACAAGGUCAUGGAUCAGGUUUUGUACACUGUCGAGACUGACGAAGGGGAGAAAAUUAAGGUGCCAAUCAAGGAUAUAUUUCUAACUGCUGAUCAAGCACAAUUUCUCAGAGAAGUUGUGGACAACGAUAUCAAGAGUCCACCCAACACUCCAUCAAUGGGUAAAGUCACCAUGGACAACAUUGUCGAGGGCUCGAGAAGGGGUAAAUCGGUCCUGGGUACACCCAAAUCAGGAAGAUCAAAGAGAGGCCACAAGAGUUCAGAUGUCGAGCCUUCGGGAUCCGGAAUUUUCAAGAAAAAGGAUGAAUCUGACAGCGAUUCAGGGUAUACACUUGAUACUGAUGUCGAGGGGGUACAGAUAGAGAUGACGGAAACACACAAUGAACUUGCGGGCAAGGGCCCUGCCAGCAGGGUUAAGGGCAAGGGGAAGAACCGAAAAAAGGAGGAUCAGGAUGUUGUUGCUACGUUGGGACCCAUUCCUGAGGGAUCCAAUCUAUUCAAAGGAUUAUCGUUCAUACUCACUUGUGCUCCACUUGAGUCACUUGAUAGAUACAAAAUGGAGAUGGCAGAUUCUGCUAAUUCGGAGACUGAGACAGAGAAUGAGGCUGAGUGGAGUAGGAUUCCCUUUGUAAGGGAGAGACUCACUGCUCAGAUCACUGGGGGCGGGGGAAAGGUUUAUCAGGAGUUCAAGGAUAUUCCUGUUGAGGAGUUUAAAAAUACCAAGCUGAUUACAAAUGUUCCUAAUAUCACUGCGAAGAGCCUUCUCUGUUUAUCCGUGGGAAUAUAUUCGGUUAAUCAUCGGUGGGUCAUCAGGUGUUGUCAGGAGAACAAACUCGUCAAUGCAUCAGAGGAGACCUUGCCAGCUGGCUGGAGCUUUGACAAGGGAACGUAUGUGGAUAUGUACCAGAGGCCCAAUGAUAAACCACUGGGACAUGCAGUGAUUGUAAUGCCAAAGAUCCCAUCCAACGAACGGUCAAUCGAAUUCUGGCAGAGGGUCAUUGCCAAUGCUGGUGGGACCUUGCGACUCGUGGAGAACCAAUCCGAGACAUUUAUGGAAGGCACUGUGGUCCUGGCGAACGAUAAAUGCCCAACUUGGAUGAAGGACAAGGCAGCGGGCUGGAAGAUUCCCCUGGUAACAACGACCUGGGUCAUUCAAUCCCUGAUUGAAGGAAAAAUGAUGCCAUCCGAUGCUCAUCCUCUGUACCAGCACAAUUUCCUGAAGAAAUAGAGGAUGUGAAAUUCCCCGUUGAAAUUGCGCCAACGAUUUUUCUAAUAAUCUAGAUUCAUUUAUUGUAUCACAGAUACAGUUACCCUGGGUUUUUUUUUCUCUUUGUUUUCUUUAUUGUUUGUCUUCUUCUCCAUGUACGACGUGUUCUCUCGUCUACAGGCUUAUGUUGCAUUUAUAUCUCAGAAUUAAUUUUUUUUCUCCCCGAAAGCUUUGUUCACUGGCUUAAACUCACGAGCAGGUGCUUCAGACCUGUGACUAUAAUUUUUUUCUCGUGAUUAUAAAGUAUUUGGUGGCUGGGGAAAGAGUGGAGGAUAUGGUGAAUCGUCUUCAAUCGACAGUGAAUUAAAAAAACAAGACUUUUAUGGAUUCCAUUGAACCAAAUUGAAACAUUUAAACUGGUGGACUCUAUCGGAGCUUGAUACAAGUGUUAUCAAUCAUAAACAUAUAUGUAAUAAUUGUAUCAACUUUUGUUUACCUAAGCCGUAGCGACUGUACAAUUUUUCUGGUGAUAAGAAGAAAAAGCGAUAAAAAUAUAUUGACAUAUUUUGGCAA